AUGUCGCCUCGUACAUACUCUUGUAGUGUCCCUGGAUGUUAUGCAACGUAUCUCCGCAAAGAGCACUUGAAUCGACAUAGCGCGCAGAGCCACCAAGAUGGCAAUCGAUUCUCGUGUCCACACUGCUCGAGUACUCUGGCAAGGAGCGAUCUCCUACGACGGCACAUCAAGGCCUACCAUCAAGAAUGCGAAUUGCCGCAGUUCCGAGCCCAGAAGGCGUGCAGCGCCUGUCGCGCUCGAAAGGAACGCUGCGAAGGAAAGUUCCCGUGCAGCUCAUGCGAGAGACGAGGAAUCGCUUGUUCCCUUGCUCCUGAGCCAGAGACGCAGAACGCGGUUCGGGUGAAUACGCAAGCAGAUAGUGUAGAUGAUGAGUUGCCAGAGUCACCCGCGAUGGACGUCGGCUCGACAGAUACCACCAUGGACACAGAGGACAUUGGAGCCACCGCAACCCAGCUUGUCACCCAGGAGUACGUUGAUAUCUACUUUCGAGAUUUCCACCCUCAUUGGCCAUUCCUCCAUCCGAGUACAUUUGACGCGUCGAGGGAACCUUCCAUUCUGGUUCAAUCCGUCGUCAUGAUCGGGAUGUGGAUCACUGGUCGCCCGGAAAAGAGGGAUGCCGCAUUACAACUCCAUCGCAAACUGAGUGAUGCAGUCCGAAUACAAGCGGAGUCCUGGUCUGUGCCUGCUAUAUCAAGUUCGCAGCAAAACAUCCGUGCUCUGUGGCCCAUGGCGACCUACCAGAGCAUUCUUCUCCAGAUCAUAAUGUCACUGUUUCUUGCCAAAGAAAAUAACACAACCGACCUGAGUUUGCGACACCAACUCAGCGCAGACGACUCCUUUCUCCUGAUUACUCUAGUCCGCACCUGUCGAGCAUUAGGCAUGUUCUACUAUCCGAACAUGGUUGAACAGCACAGCCCGACAGCACCACUGGCAAUGAUCUGGGUCAAUGUGGAAGAGAUCAAGCGGUUCGGAUUGGCACUCUAUAAAGUCUGUCGAAUGAGUAGCUUGGCUGUCGCGACGGACACAAUCCUAAACCCACGAAAGGAACUGCUGAAUUUGGCCGACCUGGACUUUUGUAUACCGGAUAGCGACCAAGUUUGGGUGAACCGGCGAGAGAACACGGACCACGAGGCGUGGAUGUCAAGUGCCGCCAGGGUGCUGUGUGAUGUCCAAGUUGAUUUCGAAUGGAUCUAG
Aspergillus steynii IBT 23096 is the source of this 1194-nucleotide messenger RNA. Its product is annotated as Zn(II)2Cys6 transcription factor. Gene Ontology annotation, biological process: DNA-templated transcription; regulation of transcription by RNA polymerase II. NCBI's taxonomy places the organism in Eukaryota, Fungi, Ascomycota, Eurotiomycetes, Eurotiales, Aspergillaceae. The transcript has 4 exons. The coding region runs from base 1 to 1194 and encodes 397 amino acids. Gene Ontology annotation, cellular component: chromatin. Gene Ontology annotation, molecular function: RNA polymerase II cis-regulatory region sequence-specific DNA binding; DNA-binding transcription factor activity, RNA polymerase II-specific; zinc ion binding. The record is from RefSeq and is a predicted model, not a curated record.